AUGCAGUGUAAUGUAAACGGUGAUGACGAAGCAUUAUCGCUGACCACAAUAAAAGAGACUGAAUGGCUCAACCAUAUGAGGCAGAAUGUAGAAGACCACCAACACAGAGAGAGAGAGAGAGAGAGAGAGAGAGAGAGAGAGAGAGAGAGAGAGAGAGAGAGAGAGAGAGAGAGAGAGAGAGAGAGAGAGAGAGAGAGAGAGAGACAAAGAGGAUAUACAACCCACUGUUGCCAAGCAAGCUGGAAAUGGAAAAGCCCCUAACAAGAACACAACAGCAAUAGUAUCAUGGUCUGCUUACCACGGAGAACGACAGAAACGCGAAAACGCACGAUGCCAGAGUUCGUUGCUGCCUCUUUUUGCAGAAGCGGCUCACUCUAUAGCCAUGAUCAAGCAUACCAUAACUGUUGCUAUGAAAGCUGUUGAACACCUCAACCAAGAGCAAGCCGUAGUUAUGGCAUUCGAUCAACCCAUACGUGGUUUAGCUAAAGAAAUACAAUGGAGAUAUGCAGACACCAUGGGAGAGGAUAAGCUGGUGGUUAUGCUUGGUGGACUUCUCAUAGAGUUAGCCGUUCUCAAAGCAAUAGGAUCAUGGCUGUUGGGAAGCGGAUGGACAGAGGCUAUUGCUCAAGCCGAGAUAACCACGACUGGAAGGGCUGAGUCAUUAGUAACUUCUACGCACAUUACACGUACAAGAUACAUCCAUCAAGUUACGGCAUCCUCAACAGAGACCCUACAAGGAUUACUACGCAAAAUCCGCAGAGAACGCUCCUCCAUUCCCCGAAUGGUGCAAAGAUCAUGCCAGCAAGACCCCACAGUUCCAAUUCUGGAAUAUGACCCUCACGUUUGAGUUACUUAUUCUCAUUCUCGUGCGCUCCUUUCGACAAUUGGACUUCAGACAGUAUACAGCUGCUUUGAUAGCAAUUACCCCUUGGAUGUUCGCUCUAGAUCGAACUAAUUAUUCGCGGUGGCUACCUGUUCAUAUUAGGGACAUGGUAGAACUACCAAAUAAACACCCGCAUGUCUCCAAGGAGUUCUCGAUAAGUGGUGGAAAAUUUACAGUGCAGAAGACGACCAAUACUUUUUCUUCUAUACCACUAGACCAGGCUCAUGAACAGAAUAAUGAGUUAAUCAAAGGGGACUGCGGGAUUAUUGGAAUCACUGAGAAUCCUGGUGCGCUUUUAAAAUGGAUGGUGGCUGGACCGGAGCUGGCAAGAGUGGUGAAAGAGUUUGAGAGUACAGUAGAGGAGGACAACACCGACCAGACUGCACACCUCACCAUGAGCAAUCCGGGGCUUGUCAAUUGGGCUUCAUAAGUUAUGUUCAAUCUCUCGUUUCUACUAUAGAAAAGCUUAGAAACCCAUUUGAAGUGGAAAGCACAUACCUGACCUCACUUGUAUCAAAAGACAUAGCUGAUCCAGCAAUGAAAGCUACUUUUAACAAAAUUGAGUCAAUUGGAAAGGGGCAGUAUGAACUGUUCGUCAAAGAAAGGCUUACGGAGAGAUGUAAGCCAAUCGACGACAGCAUUUCAAGAAAUAAUCUUCCUUUUUGGAAACGAGGGGCUAGAGUUCAACAUCAAAAGAGAAAAUGAAGCUAAAAUCUGUAGAAACGGAUUGCCAGCUGUUUUCGAAGCUACAUAUCGGAUGUCAAAGUCGAGAUGGCGACCUCGAUGAUUUUCUUUCUCAUGAAAAUCAAGGCUCUCCUCUUUCAUUAUCGGAUUGUGGAGAAUUAGGUCAGGUAGCAGAUGUGCCUUAAUACAGUGCUUGGAUAAGUUGGUGGGCACAUGAGAGUAACACCCGUCGGUUGUUGUAUUGGACGGUGAAUUCUGCAUUCAGAUGCUCAAGCCACAAUUCUGUUCAUGGAAUACAGCGAGGAAGGUCUUUCUGCCCUAAAUCAAACAGUCAAUUGAAAAUGUACAAAGGCUGGAUUUGGUGUGGGAUGACUAUAUCCCUAACAGUUUGAAAGCCAGCGCAAGGUAGAAGAGAGGCACUGGCGCCAGAAGGCGAGUUCUUCCAUCUGCUAUGGUACUCCGAAAUUGGCAUGAAUUCUUACGAUUACAUAGCAACAAGAAGGAGCUGUUCCUGUUCGUGCCAGAGCAGGUCGUGAGAACAGCGAUCGAGGGCAAGCAAAUAAUAGUUAUACGAGGAGAAGAGGUACUCUUCUAUCCACCUGCGACAAGAAGGAAUGAAUUGUCACCCUGUUCGCCUGAAAAAGUAGACACAAGAAUGAUCGUUCAUAUCGCUGAUGCAGUACAAGAUGGUCACCAGUCAGUCAUGAUUCGAUCAACAGACACUGACGUGGUAGUGUUAGUUGCUUGUUACAACUUUAGACCUAAAGGAAUUAUGGGUGUCCUAUGGAACCAGAAAAAACCACAGGAUCCUACUGGCACAUCUCUUUGCAAAGGCUCCUGGUCCAUUUAAGUCAAAGUCUCUCCCCAUCUUCCAUGCCCUUACAGGGUGCGACACAACAUCCUUCUUCGAUGGGUAUGGAAAAAGAAUAGCCUGGGCAGCGUUGUAGAACCUUCCGGAUGUUACUAAGACAUUUCUCGAGCUGGCGGGGACCCCCUCUAAUAUUUCUGAGGAGAAUCUGUGCGCUAUAGAACGAUUCGUCAUUCUGAUUUGCGACAGGGCUAGCCACUUCAGCUAGGUGGGUGUUAAUUUAGAAAAAAAUCGGUUUCUUCUUGAGAACUUGUGAUUGUGGAAUGUUUGCAUUAAUUUAUAGUUACUAUUUGGUAUUUCUCCAGGUCAAUGAUGCCCGAAAGUACUUCUUCGCCAAGAAAGAGAGAGGGUUGGAAGGAUUCCCACCCCCUCGUGAGGCUCUGGAACAACACGUAAAGUGCGCCGUAUAUCAAGGAGGAUACGUGUGGGGAAGGGCAACCGCCCUCAAGCCUGUUUUUCCUGAACCCACAAAUUGGGGCUGGACCCUUGGAAGAAAAGAACAGCUGCAACCACAAUGUGUUAUGCCACUAGCAGCGGCUGUCAUCUGCAAAGAGCUGGUCCAUUGUGGUUGUAAAAAGAGUUUCAGCAGAAUAUGCAAAUUAUUGUGUAAAGGCAGACCUUCCAUGUACCCCGCUUUGUAUAUGUGA
Messenger RNA from Porites lobata, 3082 nucleotides. Lineage: Eukaryota; Metazoa; Cnidaria; Anthozoa; Scleractinia; Poritidae. The record is from the annotation of a GenBank genome assembly.